CAGACAAACCCAAACAAACAUGGCAGACGCGGAGGACCAAUUGCGGAGAAUGGUAAUGACCUUUCGGGUCUCAGAGCUACAGAUGCUGCUGGGAUAUGCGGGGAAGAACAAAACAGGACGCAAGAAUGAACUACAAAGCAGAGCCAUUGAAAUUGUGAGAUUACGGAACCCCGCCAUUCAAGCAAAGAUCAAAGAGCUGUACAAAAGUAUCCAACUAGAGAUGAUGUCGUUUGGUGACAGGUCACAAGCCGCGGCGGGCGGGCCGACGGGGAUUCACCCAGCCCAGAAGGUCCCCAUGGGCCUGGGUUCCAUCACGGCCUACACGCAGUCUGCCAGCGUACCCAGCCUCCCAGGAGUCAGCCCCUCCCACACAAACACACGCUACUCCUCCUCCCCAGCAGUGGCGGGGGUGUCAGCCAUACCCUCGGCAACUGGCUAUACCUCACUGACUUCCAACAGCCACAAUUCCUCAUUCCCCAUCAAUCCAGAUGUCAAGUUGAAAAAGCUGCCCUUUUACGAUAUUUUGGGAGAACUGCUUAAACCUUCAUCACUAGCUCCUCAGGGUUCAGGUCGAUAUCAAGAGUCCACCUUCAGUUUCUCCCUCACUCCACAACAAGCCAACAGAAUUGCCAACUCUAGAGAUUUACGGCCGGGCAGACAAGACUACUCCGUUCAGGUUCAGAUGAGGUUUUGUUUGCUGGAAACUACUUGUGAACAAGAGGACAAUUUUCCACCAAAUAUAGCAGUGAAAAUAAAUGAAAAGAUGUGUCCAUUACCGACUCCAAUCCCCACAAAUAAACCAGGAGUUGAACCAAAGCGACCGUCUCGCCCAGUGAAUGUGACUGCCCUGUGCCGCAUAUCUCCCACAGUAACAAAUCGCAUACAGGUAUCAUGGGCGUCUGAAUAUGGUCGCUGUUAUGUCAUAUCUGUGUACCUAGUUCAGAAGCUGACCUCAGAUGACCUUCUUCAAAGACUAAAAAACAAAGGGGCCAAAAUUGCAGACUUCACACGAUCUCUAACCCCCAUUGUGGAAGAAGUGAGUAGCAAAAAGAAGUCAGCCGAACCAGAGAUUAUCACCCUGACGGACAGUGAAGACGAUGACGACACAGCUCCCCCCCCUGCCAAGCGCCCGGCCAAUGGUCAAACCACUCCUGCGCCUCCAACACCCGCCUCCAGCACAGCAGCGCCAGGGAGCACAACGCCGCAGGGUUCAGCCCCCAUUGUGGAAGAAGUGAGUAGCAAAAAGAAGUCAGCCGAACCAGAGAUUAUCACCCUGACGGACAGUGAAGACGAUGACGACACAGCUCCCCCCCCUGCCAAGCGCCCGGCCAAUGGUCAAACCACUCCUGCGCCUCCAACACCCGCCUCCAGCACAGCAGCGCCAGGGAGCACAACGCCGCAGGGUUCAGAGGGCACUAAGUCAAACGAUUCUUGGUGCGUAGGGGAAGUUGACCCUGGGAAGCGCCUCGUCUUUAGGAAGUCCCUCUCCUGCUCUUUGAAUGGCACCGGAGGAUUGCUGACGCCAGCAGGAGGUGGCAGCAGCGGCACAACAUUCUCUCCUCCUUCCUCUGGGUCAGUGAGUCCCCAAGUGAUCUGCUUAGACAGCCCCGCAUCAUCCCCCUCCCCCCCUCUCCGCAGACCCAACCAGGGACCUUCCCCCCUCCCUGCGGGCAUCUCUGUAACCCCUGUAGUUUCCACCCCCGCUGUUACAUCUUCCAGCACCUCCUUUGCUUCAGGGCACAGUGAUGUGCGGCAGGUGAUCAAUGUGACCUCCAGAAGCACCCCACCUGUCACAGCCAGCAGUAACAGCAGUAGCAGUAGUAGUCCUGUGCCACAUGCCACCAUCACCCCAGUCCCUUCCACCACCAGUUCAUCUGCAACCAUAUCCACACCCAGUCCCAAUGCCUCUAGUUUCUUGACUCCAAGCCCACAAGACCCCUUGGCUACCUCAUCUUCCUUUAACCUUCCACAAACUUCCUCAGCUGCUGCUGCAGCAGCCGCAGCAGCAGUAGCAGCAGCUGGCCUUACACAGAGCCCCUUCUCCCUUCCUCCCGCAUUACAGAACCUGUUCAACCCCUUAGGGAUGAUGCCUCCCACUACACCUUCUGGCAAUUUACCCUUCAGACCACAAGACAGAUUCCUGUAGAAUCCUAGCCAAAUAUAUUUGUAGAGAAUUGGGCUGGACCUUUGAGGGGAUGUAAGGAUGGUUGCGGCAUUUGCGCAUCACCACUACCACUACUACCACCACCAACAGGGUUAAGGCACCUCAGCAGUUUGAGAAUAGCAGGAGCAAAGUUUCUUAGACAAACUAUUUCUUGUCUUUGGAAAAUAAUACAUACUCUUCUUUAUUUGCAAAAUACCUUUUGCAAGACUUUCCUUCACCAAAGUGUUACAAUGUAUUCUUAGUUGAGUGUAGAGGUUAUUCUUCUCAUAGUCUUUUGGUUCUUGCAAAAGACUUAAUAGUAGUUGUAAGUAAUAAUAUUGGAAAUAGAGGAAAUGUUACAAGUACAAAUGUAUCCUGUGAGAGUUUGUUCCUUGAGGGGUCUGGUUAACAGCUGUACAGUGAGGAGAAUUGGACUAACGUGAACAUUUAGAUUCAUUGGUAUUUCACAUCAUCUUUUGUAACUUCUGUUCUUCUUUGUGUCCACUUCAUUUUUUACCUCAAGUUUGCCAUAGUUUUAUGUAAGAGAUGGUUAUCUUUACCUCUACCAUUUCUUUCUAGUGUUUAUCACAGAGGCAGAAGUUUGACUGGCUUAUUGUGGAGUCACAUAACAAAAUCCAUUUCUACUGACUCACGGCCUUUGAGUUAUUUUUAUCUUACUGAAAGUUAUUUACACUACUUGUAUGUGGCAUUAAAGUGGCCUCAUUUAGUCAAAGGUUGCCCCACCUUUGGACCCAACAGGGUGUGUGUGGUAAGAUGGUCGGAUUCCGAGGUAAACAACAACGCAUCCAUUGGUCCCCUCAAGUAUGUGGCAACCACUAACGUCCUCUCCAGUAGCAGUAACUCCUGGAGCCCAUCUCAAAACUUAGUCGUGUCCACCAGGAGUGAGAGUCCCCUACCCCAAGAGGGAAAUGACUCCAGCAGAAUUCUCGCCACAAACACAUGCUACCGUAAAACGUACAAUCUCAGGAAAAGGUCCUCAAAUACCUGCUGCCGAGUGAUCACAUUUUGAGGAGCUGUGAUUUUUCAUUACUUUUGAUAAUGUUGAUGCUUCAUCAGCAUUUUUUUUAAUCAUUCUUUGUUCUUUCUUUCAUUCUUGUUAAUUUUCUUUUCUUUUUUUUUAACAUGACACAAUUAAGUAAAUUUUAGUUUUUCUGUAAUGCAUUUACUGCCAGCAAGAUAAACAUUUUGUCUUAAACUUGAAAUAUCAAGUGCAUCAAUCUGUUCUGUUCUUGCCUCUAAGCUGUACAGAUGUUAACCAAAGCAAUUUGAAGAAAUGUAUAUAUAUUGUGUAUCAACUAUGAAUCUGAAGUAUUUGUUAAAAAAAAAAGUUAUGCUGCAGCUUCCAUGUGUUUCAUUGUAUGAUAUAUUUGUCUAAGCGUAUCAGCCUGACCAUGUAGUGAAUGUGUAUAUUUUUUUUCUUUUCUUUUUUUUCUCUUUUUUUAUGUAGUGUACACAUAGAUGGAACACUACUGCUCAGUGAUAUUGAGACAGUAAUAGGGUAUAUAUCUAUGUGUUUAUGAUUUGGAAAGAGUGAAGAAUGGGGAGGGAGGAUAAUGAUUUUUAAGGAUAUCUGCAGUAUAGAUUUUUUUUGUGAAUUAUUUAUUAUGUAAUAAAGGAUAGACAUUGAUUUAUUGUUACAAUGGAGUAAUAAGAAUUAGUUCUCUUUUCUGUGCUUUCUGCAAAUGCAGACAGUUUUAUUUCACACUGCUAUUGUCAUUUUCCUUGUUUACCCAGCCUUCCAUAUGUCCAUGACACUACUCUGCAUGGCUGAUUUUUUUUUUCCCCCCCUUUAUUUUUCUUUUUUCAUUAUUAUUAUUAUUAUUAUUAUUAUUAUUAUUAUUAUUAUUAUUCAUUUUGUUCUUUAUGGAAACCCUUCUUUAGGUGCGCAACUAGCAUGCGCAUGUGUCUACAAAGUACAGAUGCCAUUAGGAUAGAUCCAUUUCAGAUUCAUGCAACAUACAACAUUCCCAGCACUUUCUUUUUGAGUUAUGAAUCUGCCGCUAGUUUCCAUGAUGGAGGUCUGGCCAGUAUUCGUAUUUAUUCAGCUCUUGUAUUUUUUUUUUCUUUCUUUCUUUCUUUUCUUUUUUUUAUUUUUUAUUUAUUUAUUAUUAUUUUUUUUUAAAUAUUUUUAUCUGUCCUCAUUUACAUUUUUUUUUUUUUUUUUUUCCUUUUUUUUUUAUGUUACAGGCCAAAUUCAGCUCAUGUAUUCCAUUCAUUCUUCAUUUCUCUAUGCACUCACCACAGUCGUACAGGGAAUUGCAUAAAUGAAAUUCCCUAAGAAAAUAAUGUAUUAUGUAUUUAUUGAGUUGGUCUGUAAAGCGUUGAUACAGCUUGUUGUGUGUCAAGUGAAAGUUGUACU
Molecule: messenger RNA, 4523 nt
Organism: Penaeus indicus
Lineage: Eukaryota; Metazoa; Arthropoda; Malacostraca; Decapoda; Penaeidae
Product: E3 SUMO-protein ligase PIAS2-like
Exons: 11
Coding region: 20-2146 (708 amino acids)
Biological process (GO): protein sumoylation; regulation of transcription by RNA polymerase II
Cellular component (GO): chromatin
Molecular function (GO): SUMO ligase activity; transcription coregulator activity
Source: RefSeq, a predicted model, not a curated record